ACAAAGAUUAAAUAUCUAUCACAAAACUAAAUUUGAUCACUUCAAUAUUUUUCUUAGUUUCCAAGUCAAGAGUGACGUAUGUGAUGAUGCUUACACCCACCAAUAGUUCAAUAUACACAUCACAAAACCUCUCUUAAACCCCAAAAAAUAUAACACAAACUCCAAAACUAUACACAAAAAAGGAACCAAAUUCUAUAUUCCUUCCUUGAGUAGCAAAAAAGCGUAUGAAGAUUGAUACCGUUACUGGAGAAAGGAAAUCGCGCAAGAGACGCAGUGGUGGAAGAAGUGAUUCAGUGGAAGACACUCUUGAGAAGUGGAAGAACUACAACAAACAGCAACAACAAAAGCUUGGUUGUGGAGAUAAUGGAGCAGAAAAGAUUCACAAAGUUCCUGCAAAAGGUUCAAGAAAAGGGUGCAUGAGAGGUAAAGGUGGUCCUCAGAAUUCAGAUUGCAAUUUCAGAGGAGUUAGACAGAGGAUUUGGGGUAAAUGGGUUGCUGAGAUUCGCGAACCAAUCAAUGGUAAACAUGUUGGUGAGAAAGCACAUAGGCUUUGGCUUGGUACUUUCUCUACAGCACAUGAAGCUGCUCUUGCUUAUGAUAAAGCAGCUAAGGCUAUGUAUGGACCUAGUGCUCGUUUGAAUUUUCCUAAUGGAUCACCAUCACCAUCAUCAAGUGGUGGUUCUGCAGAUUCUUUGAACGGCGAGGAGGAUCUUGCAAAAGUUGAAGAGUUGGAGGGUAAUCUUCAUCAGUCUGAUGAAGAGAAUAAGAUUCUUUCUAAGAAUUUUGUUGCUGAUGAUGACUCGGUAGAGGAAUCGGAGGAAGUGAUGAUAGUUGGCACUGCCCAAUGUCAAGCUAAUAAGAAAUGUAAGAAAAUGGUUCAUCAAGAGUCUUACAAGAAUGUUAAGUCUGAAAAAUCCGUGGAAAGCGAACGACUAGAGAGUAAAUCAGAGAACGUUUUGGAAAGUUCUGGCAUAGGUGAGUGCUACCAUGUGCAGAAGGAGCCUAUAGAUUCAUCCAUAAACUCGGGAGCUGCUUGUAGACCUUCUGAUAUAGCAGAAAAUGGGAUUUUGGUGAAGAAUGGAGAAACAAUAAGAGGAUCGGGGGAGGAUUUGAAAUCCUUUGAGAUGAGCUGCAACAAUAAUUUCUUUGGAAACCUGCACAAUAUUCUUCCAGAUAGCAAUCAAAGACCAGAUUCUGAGUAUUUUAACAUAAAAACCGAGGCUUCUCUAGCGAAGAAACAUAAGAAGGAAGUAAUUGGACAUUUCUUAAGCCAUGCUCAGUCACAAAAUGAGCAAAAUAAAAAUGGAGGUUUUGGUGAGAUGAAAAGUGAGCUUAAGGGAUUGGAAUUCAAGCUGAGAGGCCAAUCUACUGACUGUAAGAGUGAUGAAGCACAAAUAGUACCUUACAUGCAGGGAAUUCAUCUGUCUGAUGGUGGCACUGUUGGAACAAUUGAAAGGAUAUCCCAAGUUGAAGCUUUGAACAACAAUACUAAUAAAAACACUAAAUUAAAAGAGAGAGGAAAUAAUGGAUGUGCACUGCAUGGAUUAAGUUCAGGGCAAAGUAGGAAGCUGAGUGAUCUUUCUCAACAGCUGCAAAGAUUGGGUGGUUACUUGCCUGAAAAUUGGAAUAAUAUGCAGUUUGCAGAUCUUGAAGUUGGUUAUGAUUAUAGUUUCUUAAAACCUGAUUAUGAUUUUGGUUUAUUAGAAGAGAAGAAGUUACUAGAUAUAUGUUUUUCACAUAUAGGAUCUUGAAGUUCCUUGGUGCUUACAAGGUUUUUGUUUUUCACUUAGGUGGGGUUAUUUAUAGGUCUUUUUUCCCUACCUUAGUGAUGCAAAUAAUGCCAUGUUUCUGCUUUCUAUUUAGCAUCUCUAUCACUGUAAAGAUGCUUUGUACUAUGAAUUUCCAUUGAGAUAUAAUUAUAAUUUAUAUUGUCCAAGUUCAACUAUUAUGGUUUUUUGUACUUUUUGGGAGACACUUGUUGUACUUGUAUUGUACAUGAUACUCUGCUAUGCCUAUCCAUAAAAAUUGAAAUUGAUGUACCAUUUGAUCUCUAAAGAAUAACUAGUCUUAUUGAUUUGGUUGUUGAAACUUGAAAAUGUCUGAGUGGAAAAGAUAAGAUUCCUAA
Molecule: messenger RNA, 2125 nt
Organism: Trifolium pratense (red clover)
Lineage: Eukaryota; Viridiplantae; Streptophyta; Magnoliopsida; Fabales; Fabaceae
Exons: 2
Coding region: 225-1751 (508 amino acids)
Biological process (GO): response to stress; positive regulation of DNA-templated transcription
Cellular component (GO): nucleus
Molecular function (GO): transcription cis-regulatory region binding; DNA-binding transcription factor activity
Source: RefSeq, a predicted model, not a curated record